Messenger RNA from Bufo gargarizans (Asiatic toad), 566 nucleotides. Its product is annotated as collagen alpha-1(XXVI) chain-like. The coding region runs from base 111 to 566 and encodes 151 amino acids. Gene Ontology annotation, molecular function: protein binding. The record is from RefSeq and is a predicted model, not a curated record. The transcript has 4 exons. NCBI's taxonomy places the organism in Eukaryota, Metazoa, Chordata, Amphibia, Anura, Bufonidae.
ACCAGUUCCUGUGUGCUCAGUCCAGCUCUGCACAGCCCCUCUACUAUAGAGCCUCCUUGGCACUGGAUUUGUUCAUUGCUUUCUCAUAUUGGAAUUAUUACCCCCCAUUUAUGAAAAUGAGAUAUCUUCCUGUACUGCUCUGGGUUUCCAGUUUGUUAGGAUUUACCUGGGGAACUGGAUUCUUGUAUCAGUUCCCAGCAUCCACUCUGCAGCACAACUACCCUGACCAAAAUUCAGCCUCCGCAAGUGCAGGUUACCCAAAUCGCAGGAACUGGUGUCAGUUCACAGUAACAAAAACAGUUACCUGUCAAGUUCAGAAUGGAUCUGAUACUGUCGUUCAGAGAGUGUACCAGAGCUGCAGAUGGCCAGGACCCUGCACAAAUCUUGUGAGGACUGUGAUGAGACCCUUAUAUAAAACGUCAUAUCGUACAGCCACAGCUUUGGAGUGGAGAUGCUGCCCAGGUUUCACAGGAAGUAACUGUGAUGAAGUUUAUGACUUCACAUUUGAAGUUCUUCAUUUGGUGCAAUUUCCAAGGAUGUCAUCUCAGUGUGUGUCCAUCAAAUAA